Pocillopora damicornis (cauliflower coral) is the source of this 2180-nucleotide messenger RNA. Its product is annotated as carboxy-terminal domain RNA polymerase II polypeptide A small phosphatase 1. Lineage: Eukaryota; Metazoa; Cnidaria; Anthozoa; Scleractinia; Pocilloporidae. Gene Ontology annotation, molecular function: RNA polymerase II CTD heptapeptide repeat phosphatase activity. The record is from RefSeq and is a predicted model, not a curated record.
UUCUAACUGUUCAACAGAAGGCAAAUAGAAGAUUUGGAUGAAAACAAAUGAGCAGUCAUUGUGCUUUACAGAAGGAAAGUUUGGGCUCUGUUUAAAAAGCGUUGUCGAUGGACAGCACGUCCAUUAUAACGCAAGUUAACAAGGACGAUGAGUCGGCAGAAGUGAGCCCCUACACACAAAACAAACUACCUUCUACAGUCACCAAAAAGCCAAGGAAUCGGAACAUUUUUUCCUCAUUUUUUUGCUGUUUUGGCGCCCAGUCUGCUGCUGCUGCCGGAGGUCCAUACAGAACUGCUGUCACCCACACGAAUCACAACCACAAUCACAAUGAAAACUCGCUUAGUAUCUCCACUGAAGAAAAAGAGCCAAAGCCCUGUAAAUAUCUACUUCCUGCUGUCAGACAUCAGGAUAUGCACAAAAAAUGUAUUGUAAUAGACUUGGAUGAAACACUGGUUCACAGUUCAUUUAAGCCUGUCCAUAAUGCAGAUUUCAUUGUUCCUGUGGAGAUUGAUGGCACAAUUCAUCAGGUCUAUGUGUUAAAGAGGCCUCAUGUUGACGAGUUUCUUCGCAGAGUUGGGGAGUUGUUUGAAUGCGUUCUUUUUACCGCUAGCUUAGCAAAGUAUGCUGAUCCAGUCGCCGACUUGCUGGACAAGUAUGGAUCAUUUCGAGCCAGGCUCUUUAGAGAGUCUUGUGUGUUUCAUAGAGGAAAUUAUGUGAAGGAUCUUAGUAAACUAGGAAGGGAUUUAAAAAAGGUCCUAAUUGUGGAUAAUUCACCAGCAUCAUACAGUUUUCAUCCUGAAAAUGCAAUUCCAGUUGCGUCUUGGUUUGACGACUUUUCAGACAUGGAGCUUUUGGAAUUAAUUCCCUUCCUUGAAUCAAUAAAUGAAGCUGACGAUGUCUGUGCAUAUUUGAGAAAUGCAAAUAUGAACACCCUAAAAGGGAGAUGUAAUUCCUUGGAACUCAACACCACUAGCUGAAUUUCAAGUACUCCUCAGAUUUUUAAUUAAAGAAUUUAACAUUUCUUUUUUGUUUUAAUGCCACUACAUAUGAAAAAGUUCUGAAAUUUGUUAUUGUGUCAAAUAAUUUAGUUACACAGAGUUAUGUCAUUCUCCCAACUUCUUCUGAUUUGGGCAGAAGGUAUUGAGUUCAUCUUGUUUCCAAAGCUUCAGUUACAUAUGUUUGGUGAAACAGAUGCCAAAAAGACUUCAACAAACAACAUCGUAGGUUCAGUACAAUCUUAGGAAGGUGAUUUUGACCAAAGCACUGAGAUCUGUGUUGCUUACCUGAAGGAUCACUGCUUUGAUGACAAGAUUGACAAAAAAGAAGUUUUUAACCCCUAAAGAUUUCUCAGGUUUUAUUUCUUGUUUUGUAGAAAUUGUUGUUUUAUAAAAAUUUGGAUUAUUUUUAUCAUUACAUUUGUAAGGGUAUUUGGUCUUUCAAAACUUAUCAGUCGAAAACUUAAGUAAAUUUUAAUGACAAACAUUUCAGUAGUAAGAAUUGUGUGACUUUGAAGACGUACUGGAAGGAUUGUGAAUGACUUUUAAAUGCCCUUGAAAAUUUCCUCUUCAGUCAUUAAUUUGUUGUAACAAGAAGAUGUAGUGAAGAGCCAUUCACUGUAUUGGUUUUGCAACAUAUUAUUGAAAUGCUAAACCAUGCCAUCUUACAUUUUAUACGUAGAUCACAAUACUCUAAGAACCUAGGAAACAUUUUUGUUUGAAUGCAGGUGUUAUUAAUUUUUUUAAUCAAUUUUGAACCAAGACAUUGAUUUUGUUUGUUACUUGAAAUGAAGUGUAUAUAGAGGCUACAGUUUCUUCAAUUUAAAAAAAUUUAGCAGAUUGAAAUUCAAAUCUUCAAACACAUUCUAAACACUAUAUUUUUGCUUGUCUGAUAAUUUGAGCUUACUGAUGAUAAUGGUUGAGUGCUAGUUUUCAAAGUUAGGGGUUAUAAUCUAUUCUAUACAUAGAAAGUGUUUAUCUUUGCACAUGAAGAAGACAUAAUGUAUUAUAUGAUUGCUAGUUUGAUGUGAAACAAAUUUGUAUGUCUACUAAUUUUUAAAUGUAGGUUUAUAUACUUCUUUAACAUCUAAUUUUGUACCUAUUGAAGUUCAUGCUAAUGAUGGUAUUUUUGUUACAGUAUAACAUUCUCAGGGAUCAUUAGUAUGUAAAGCACUUAAAAUUUAA